UUUCUCCUCACAGACUGAGCUUGUUGCUAUCAUGCAUUUUCUCCAACACAUAAUCCCCCUAUACUCUUCUUUGAUAGAAUCUUGUUCGUCCACUAAGAACCUAAACACCCUAAGAAAAAUCCACGCUCAAAUCGUGACCGUGGGAAUCUCUUACCAUGACUUCAUGAGAGCGAAGCUCGUGUCUUCCUACGCCGCUUGUGCACAGAUGCACGAAGCCGCCCUCAUCUUCUCCUGCACCAAUCGUCAAUCCACUUUCCUCUACAAUUCCAUGAUCAGAGGCUAUGCUUCUCUCAACCUCUUCCGUCAAGCCCUCACCGUCCACCGUCACAUGCUCCUCACGGGAAAACAACACGACCGGCGAACGUUACCCUCCGUCCUCAAAUGCUGCGCCGGCCUCUCGGCACUCCACCUCGGUAGGCAGGUCCACGUGGCAGUCUUAGUCCACGGUUUCACCGACGACUUGGCCACCUCCAACGCGUUGGUGACGAUGUACUCAAAGUGCGGUGACCUGAGAACUGCCCGCAAGGUGUUCGACGAAAUGACGGAGAGAAAUUCCGUUACAUGGUCGGCGAUGAUAGCUGGAUACGGUAUUCACGGGCGCUCCACCGAGGCUGUGCGGUUGUUCGAGGAGAUGCUAGAUGUGGGAGAGUCGCCUGACGCCGUUACCUUCACAACGGUAUUGACGGCGUGCAGUCAUGGAGGGUUGACGGAAUUGGGACGGAAGUUGUUUGAGAUGAUGGAGGAGGGGAAGUUUGGAGUGGGGCCCGGGUUGGAGCAUUACACGUGUAUGGUAGAUAUGUUAGGUAGGGCGGGACACGUGGAGGAUGCAGAGGCGUUGAUUGAGAGGAUGAAGGUGGAGCCAGACGAGGCAUUGUGGGGUGCAUUGUUGGGAGCGUGUAGAUUGCAUGGGAAGAUAGAGGUGGCUGAGAGGGUUGCCGAGAAAGUGUAUGACAAAAGGCUGUGGUUAGCAACUCAGUAAAUCAUUCACGUC
Molecule: messenger RNA, 991 nt
Organism: Telopea speciosissima
Lineage: Eukaryota; Viridiplantae; Streptophyta; Magnoliopsida; Proteales; Proteaceae
Product: pentatricopeptide repeat-containing protein At3g46790, chloroplastic-like
Exons: 1
Coding region: 32-979 (315 amino acids)
Biological process (GO): RNA modification
Molecular function (GO): protein binding; RNA binding
Source: RefSeq, a predicted model, not a curated record